Messenger RNA from Morus notabilis, 2333 nucleotides. RefSeq names its product probable carotenoid cleavage dioxygenase 4, chloroplastic. The transcript has 2 exons. Gene Ontology annotation, cellular component: chloroplast stroma. The coding region runs from base 130 to 1920 and encodes 596 amino acids. Gene Ontology annotation, molecular function: carotenoid dioxygenase activity. The record is from RefSeq and is a predicted model, not a curated record. Lineage: Eukaryota; Viridiplantae; Streptophyta; Magnoliopsida; Rosales; Moraceae. Gene Ontology annotation, biological process: carotene catabolic process.
UUCAUCCAUAAUGCCCUUUGGCCGCACAUGGCCCCAUCAAGAAACUGCACUUAUUUAUUCUUAUCAACUUUCCUAAGAACCAAUAGCUUGCUUCCUAGCACUGCCUAACAACACAAAAAAGCCACAAAAAUGGACGCCUUGUCUUCCUCCUUCCUCUCCACAUUUUCCACCAAAAAAAAUCUCCGGCGACAAACCUUGCCUCCUAAACCAACCAUCAUAACAAAUGUUAGAAUUGAAGAAAAACCCUCUUCUACUACUACCACCACUACUUCUACCACACCAAAAACCACACCACCACGCACUACAAAGCCCCAAUCAUCGUCGUCGUCGUCGCUGCGUAAUGUUACUGCUAUAAGAAGGCGGGUAACUUCUCCGACACUGCCCGGAAUGAUCUUCAACGCUUUUGAUGACAUCAUCAACAACUUUAUAGACCCUCCUCUUCGCUCCUCAGUCGACCCGAAGCUCGUCCUGUCUGACAAUUUCGCUCCGGUCACCGACGAGCUCCCCCCCACCGAAUGCACCAUCACUCACGGCUCCCUCCCUCCUUGCCUCGACGGCGCCUACAUCCGCAACGGCCCAAACCCGCAGUUCCUCCCCCGUGGGCCCUACCAUCUCUUCGAUGGCGACGGCAUGAUCCACUCCUUAAGAAUCCGCCAAAAAAAACCGCCCAUUCUCUGCAGCCGCUACGUCAAGACUUACAAAUUCUCCGUGGAAAAAGAAGCCGGACAUCCGGUUCUCCCCAACGUCUUCUCGGGGUUCAACGGCGUCGUUCCCUCGGCGGCCCGUGGCGCUCUCUCCGCUGCUAGAAUAUUCAUCGGCCAGUACAACCCCGCCAACGGAAUCGGCCUCGCCAACACCAGCCUCGCCUUCUUCGCCGACCGCCUUUUCGCGCUCGGCGAGUCAGAUCUUCCCUACGAGGUUAGAGUUACGCCCGAAGGAGAUAUACAAACCAUUGGUCGCCAUGAUUUCGACGGCAAGCUUUCCAUGAGCAUGACUGCUCACCCCAAGAUAGAUCCUAAUACCGGCGAGGCCUUCGCGUUUCGAUACGGCCCAAUCCCGCCUUUUCUCACGUACUUCUACUUCGAUAAAAACGGGGAGAAGCAGCCGGACGUGCCGAUAUUCUCCAUGUCGCGUCCUUCGUUCCUCCACGACUUCGCGAUCACGAAGAAGUACGCGGUGUUUGCAGACAUACAGAUUGGGAUGAACCCGAUGGAGAUGAUCGUUGGAGGAGGGUCUCCGGUGGGGUCGGACCCGUCGAAAGUGUCGAGGCUGGGAGUGCUUCCUCGCUAUGCGAAGGACGAGGGGGAGAUUAGGUGGUUUGACGUGCCGGGAUUCAACAUCGUCCAUGCGAUCAAUGCGUGGGACGAGGAUGACGCGGUGGUGAUGGUGGCGCCGAAUAUUCUUUCCGUCGAGCACACGCUCGAGAGGAUGGAGCUCGUCCAUGGACUGGUCGAGAAGGUGAGGAUUGAUCUGAAGAGCGGGAUCGUUUCCAGGAGUCCCAUGUCGGCGAGCAAUCUCGACUUCGGGGUCAUAAAUCCGGCCUACGUCGGGAGGAGGAACAGAUAUGUCUAUGCGGCGAUCGGGGAUCCAAUGCCAAAGAUUGCGGGGGUGGUCAAGCUGGAUCUGGAGGCAGCAGACGAUCAGCGAAGGGGAGAAUGUACGGUGGCAAGGAGGAUGUUUGGCGACGGGUGCUACGGCGGGGAGCCCUUUUUUGUGGCGAAAGACGUAGCAGAGGAAGAGGACGACGGUUACGUGGUGUCAUACGUGCACAAUGAGAAGUCGGGAGAGUCAACUUUCUGGGUGAUGGACGCCAAGUCACCCGAGCUUGACAUUGUGGCUGAAGUCAAGUUGCCCCGUCGAGUGCCUUAUGGUUUCCACGGCCUCUUCGUCAAGGAAACGAACCUUAGAAAGCGAGCAUAGCUGGUAGUGAAACUGACAAUAAAUAAAUUUAGUCGGUUAUUUGUAAUUAAAAAUACAACUAUUGACUAUAUAACCAUCUUAAAGAAAACAUUUUAAAAAUUAGAACAAGCAAAGAUUCUGGGAAGACACGGAUGACUUAGUGUGUCGCAUAGGCAAUGAGGAUAAUAUUUUCAUUGGAGGCGAUGCUAGAAGCAAUGCUGAAUAGCUGAGGUAGUUGCUACCGUGCAAUUAAGUGAAGAUUGUGAACAUUACUCUCAUAUACAAAUGUAAGAAUUGUAAAUUCUGUAAACUUUGAACUUUAGAUUUCUAGACCGUGGUUGAUGUCUGUAAUGUUAUUUACAUGUUCAUGUAUGUACAAUACUGCAUAUUCUGUUGGUGAAAUCCUGAACGAUGCCGGAGGCUUAGUUUUCAAA